AAUAUGCCGUAUGUAUCAGCACAUAUGCGGUAUGAGAUACCUGCAGUGACUAGUUCAAAAGUAUAAAAGAUUUUUGAAAGAAAACAGAGUUAAACAAUCGUAAAGGAGACGGCGAUUUUAAACUGUCGACAUCCCUUAGCAAGCUAAAGAUUUACGUGUCGGUGUACAAAAUAAAAAACGAAUAUUGUGAAAUAAUAUGAUGGAUCUGGAUUUGCGAAAGAGACAAAGGAGAGACAGGAUAUACGACAAGUUGCACAGAGGUUUUGUAAAUACUUGCAUCGGUGUCACGUUGAUCGGUGGAGUUCUUCUCGGUUACAAAGUAUACGAGUACUUCGUAUAUAUUCGACCCUUGCACAAGGCGCAGUAUAAAGUAACUGAAGAAAAUCUCUUAGAUGAGGGUAGGAACAUAGAAGGACCCUCGGAUGCAGAAAUAUCAGCAUGAAGUGUCACCUGAUGACUGUCAGCAUAUAAUGAAAAUUCUCAAAUAUAUAAUUAUAAUGACAGUAGAUAAAAUUAAAUGAGGUAAUGCGAUAUAAUGAAUUGUUAAGGAUCAGAAUUUCAUAAACUGUGAAUAAACCUCAUAAUGUAGA
Molecule: messenger RNA, 590 nt
Organism: Harpegnathos saltator (Jerdon's jumping ant)
Lineage: Eukaryota; Metazoa; Arthropoda; Insecta; Hymenoptera; Formicidae
Exons: 2
Coding region: 197-442 (81 amino acids)
Source: RefSeq, a predicted model, not a curated record